Hordeum vulgare subsp. vulgare (domesticated barley) is the source of this 1703-nucleotide messenger RNA. RefSeq names its product F-box/kelch-repeat protein At1g55270-like. The record is from RefSeq and is a predicted model, not a curated record. The transcript has 2 exons. Lineage: Eukaryota; Viridiplantae; Streptophyta; Magnoliopsida; Poales; Poaceae. Bases 54 to 1454 code for a protein of 466 amino acids. Gene Ontology annotation, molecular function: protein binding.
CAUUUUCUUUUCUUUUUGGGUCUAACCAGAAGCAGCUGACGGGCUCCUGGUCUAUGUGUUCCCCACUCCCGGCGACCGCGAGCCUCUCGUCCACCCCCGACACCGAGCCGAAAGCCGCGUGGAUUCGUCCGCCCGACAUGGAUUCAGCCUCCAGAGCUGCCCCGCCGCCGGUCGGCGCUGGGGUCCGCGUCCGCGCGCCGCUGGUAGAGUCCGUCUCCUGUUACUGCAGAUUAGAUACAGGCCUUAAAACUGUCGUGGAUGCUAGAAAAUUUGCUUCUGGAGCAAAGAUGUGCAUGCAACCUGAUGUCAAACAAACCAAGCGCAAGUCAAGGGGCUCGCGGAAGGAGAGGUGUCGAGCUCAAGCACCACUUUUGCCUGGCCUUCCUGAUGAUCUUGCAAUUGCCUGUCUUAUACGGGUUCCUCGAGUAGAACACCCCAAUCUCCGGACAGUUUGUAAAAGAUGGAACCGCCUUUUGUCUGGGAAUUACUAUUACUCCUUGCGCAAGAAACUCAGCAUGGCAGAAGAAUGGGUUUAUGUCUUUAAAAGGGAUCGUGAGGGGAAAAUAUCCUGGCAUGCCUUCGAUCCACUGAACCAGCUCUGGAAGUCCCUUCCACCUGUUCCACCAGAGUAUUCAGAAGCGUUGGGUUUUGGCUGUGCUGUUCUGAGUGGUUGCUAUCUGUACUUAUUUGGGGGUAAGGAUCCUUUGAGGGGCUCUAUGAGACGUGUUGUAUUUUACAAUGCCCGGACCAACAAAUGGCAUCGAGCUCCAGAUAUGUUACGAAAGCGACACUUUUUUGGUUCCUGUGUUAUAAACAAUUGUCUAUAUGUUGCUGGUGGAGAGUGUGAAGGAAUACAAAGGACUCUUCAGUCUGCUGAAGUUUAUGACCCUAAUCGGAACAGAUGGAUCUGCAUCCCUGAGAUGAACAACGGGAUGGUGCCUUUCAUUGGAGUUGUAUAUGAUAACAAGUGGUUCCUAAAAGGACUUGACUCCCAUCGCCAAGUGACAUGUGAAGUGUACCGACCGUCAUCCAAUUUGUGGUCAAUCAUUGAUGAUGAAAUGGUUACAGGUUGGCGUAACCCAAGCAUUUCCUUCAAUGGGCGUCUCUAUUCAUCUGAUUGCCGGGAUGGCUGCAAGCUUAGCGUAUAUGAUGCAAACACAGGAACAUGGGCAAGAUUCAUAGACAGCAAGCACCAUCUAGGCAACUCACGUGCCUUUGAAGCCACAGGCUUGGUGUCUUUAAAUGGUAAGCUUUGCAUUAUUCACAACAACAUGAGCAUCACUCUUGUUGAUAUCUUGGAUCCAACAAUGGGCAUCGAGACCGACAGUGCAUGCAUGUGGGAAACUGUUGCUCGGAAGGGUCAGCACAAGUCGUUUGUGGCAAACUUGUGGUCGACCAUUGCAGGACGUAACCUGAAGAGUCACAUAAUCCAUUGUCAGGUGCUGCAAAUUUGAGGUUAGCUGUUGCGAAUUAGGACAUAAUGAAAUCAGCGAAAUAGAGCCUCCAUUACAAGAUCAAAUGCUCACUGUGUGAACAAUUCUUUGUAAAUUUGAUUACCAGAAGCUGCAAUUCAAGACUCUGGCAGUAAAUUCGUAGGAUGUAUUUUUCCUAUAUAUAUAUUAGUAAUCAGUACACUGACCUACAAAACUUUAUGUAUGAACUCCCAUAUAGUACAAUGUGAGUUUGUUUGGUCGACAUUGAAA